Brassica oleracea var. oleracea is the source of this 768-nucleotide messenger RNA. RefSeq names its product auxin-induced protein 15A. The transcript has a single exon. Lineage: Eukaryota; Viridiplantae; Streptophyta; Magnoliopsida; Brassicales; Brassicaceae. Gene Ontology annotation, biological process: response to auxin. The record is from RefSeq and is a predicted model, not a curated record. The coding region runs from base 174 to 497 and encodes 107 amino acids.
CAAAACAAAUCAUUAACAAUACACACAUAUAGUGGACCUACGUUUAUGACUUUGUGUGUAUAUAUACAACGUACGAAACUAGUACCUCUAUACAUUUCAUCUCGCACUAACCUCCUAAGAAAACGUCCAUCUCUCUCCCUCUAUAUCUCUCUUCUCUCUCAUAAAUCAUAACCAUGAUGAAGAAGAGCAAGCUGAUCACAAAGGCAUGGAAGCAAAUGUCUAGCAGAGUAGCCAAACGUCGUGCUUCGACCGAGAACCUUCAUAUACCACAUGACGUACCAAAGGGACACCUAGUGGUGUACGUAGGCAAAGAAGAGGAGAGUUACAAGAGGUUCGUGAUCAAAAUCACGUUGCUUCACGAUCCCACCAUCAGGGCUUUGCUUGAUCAAUCGAAAGACCAAGCUUACGAUGACUUCACUUCAGGAGACUCUAAGCUCUGUAUCCUUUGCGACGAAACUGUCUUCCUCGAGGUCCUCCGUUGCGUUUCUCCCCGCUAGUCUUGAGUCUUGAUCUUGAUGAGUCUCUAAUUCGAGUAAAGAUUUAGUUUUUCGGCUAAUGUAACACGGGUCCUCUUGAGAUCUAUGUAGAGCUAAUGAAGAGAUUUGUAAUACGAACCAUUUUUAGCUGAUAUAAGCCCUUAUUGAUUGCGUUGCAUCAACAUAUCAUAUACUUCAUAUUACGGAGCAAGAUAUAAUUUUUCUCAACCGAAUGAUAUUAAAGUAUCAAUGAUUAUGGUAAAUAAAAACAAAAGCCAAAAAAAAAAAAAAA